AAAACCCAAAGUGCACACAAACAGUUAUGAAAGGUUUCGUAAACAUACCUGUCCAUAAUUUAUUGUGUUGCCAAAUUAAUAGAGGUUUUAAAAGCCUGAAAGUACACAGUUCCGAUAUUAAUCCAUCUAACUACAACACAAUGAUGAUGAUGCCGGCUGUCCUGUUCGUUGCUUUUCUUCUCGCGUCACCUAACCACGGGCAAUAUCCAGUAACACCAGCUCCACCCACACCAGCUCCACCCAAACCAGCUCCACCUACACCUACACCUACACCACAGCCACCGUCGUUUUUCCAGAUGUGGCUACGGUUUCGGAUGUGGGCUUGGUUUAUGGAAGAGUUCUUCUAGCAUCGCCCAAACAUGCUAUUGUCUCAUCCGGCUAUCAACGAAAGUACAAAUGUCUGCUUUAUAACCUGGUUGUUCCAAUACCAACGGGAACCAGUCUACCGGUGAACAGAGACAGUGGACGAACUGCAUGACGUCAUUACUGCCGCAAGACGUCACACAUAGCCAUAUGCUGCUAUAUAUUCUUACAAAGACUUAAUAAUCUUCCGUGUUAUUUUAUUAAUGCAAAUAAAAAGUAUUUGUAUUUUUCAUAAA
Messenger RNA from Gigantopelta aegis, 599 nucleotides. RefSeq lists its product as uncharacterized. The record is from RefSeq and is a predicted model, not a curated record. The transcript is spliced from 3 exons. Lineage: Eukaryota; Metazoa; Mollusca; Gastropoda; Neomphalida; Peltospiridae. Bases 27 to 347 code for a protein of 106 amino acids.